GUGGUGCGAGCUGGAAUGCUGAUCUGGGCCGGCGUGGCCACGCGCGCGCCUGAGCGGCGGGCAGCCGCGGCGGCCCGGGCCGUCGAGCUGUCCGCGAGAGAGCCACGGGCCCAGGAGAAUGCCGCCUGCAUCGGGAGCGCGCGGUCGCCGUGGAAAGCGGUCCGGAAGCGGCCCCAGGCGGCUCGGACGUCGGCGAUGAUGGUCCGCGGCGUUGUUGAGGACGAGCUGGUCCAGGCCCUGGUAGUGAACCUGCUGGGCACAGACGUCGGCGCGUCGGGGCACGUUCGCGACUGGCCGGUGGCCAACGUGGCAGCUCGCGUGACGCAGGUGGAGCCAGACGACAUCUACGCGUCGGCGACUCUGGAGGCGGAGCUGUCGGGGGCCGAGGUCGACCGCCUGAUCGCAACGGGGUUCGCUGUCUGGUGCGAGGCCUGGCCCCGCGUGCUCGCGGCCUGCGGCGGCGCGCUCGCGUCGAAACUGGCUCGCGUCGCGAAGACGCGCGACAAUGGCGCGCUCGAGGUGCGCAACGUAUUCGACCUGAGGCGCAGCGGGUACAGCGAGAUGGUCGAUUUGCCCGACAUGGUCGCCCUCCCGCGGCUGGGCGAGAGCACGGAGUGCUUCGCCAUGAUCGCCAACUUCGAGGACGCCUUGCACGCCCUCGGCGUGGUCGGCUAUCGCACGGUGCUCUGCGGCGGACCCGCCUGCCCAUUGCCGCGGGGCCGAGCGGCCGCGUUCCUCGGCCGGAGCGGCCAGGGCAUGUUCGACGAGAAAGAGCUGCACACGCAAACCUACGUCGACGACCCAGCAACAGUG
Molecule: messenger RNA, 813 nt
Organism: Prorocentrum cordatum
Lineage: Eukaryota; Dinophyceae; Prorocentrales; Prorocentraceae
Source: the annotation of a GenBank genome assembly